This is a messenger RNA of Phytomonas sp. EM1, 945 nucleotides long. Lineage: Eukaryota; Euglenozoa; Kinetoplastea; Trypanosomatida; Trypanosomatidae. The record is from the annotation of a GenBank genome assembly.
AUGCACAUCCGGUCUUUACUUUCUGCUCGGCACAUGCGGGCUUGUGAAAGGGCACGCGAAGUUGCCAUAAGUGGAGCCGAUGACGGUGGUGGUGGCAGAUCCGUGAGGGAAGGCGAGGUGGAGCUGCAAAAUGCCGAAGGGUUUGCGGCUGCAGGCAAUGAAGAGGGCCAACGUGUUGAAAUUGUUGGUGUUCCAAUUGAAAAUCGCGUUCGGCCGCGUGCGCGACUGCCUAGGGGUGUUGUUGUCGUGCCCCACGAAGAUGAAGAGGUGUAUAUUGACUUUAGAAAGCUGCCUGAGAUCCCUGAGGCGGAGCCGCCGCCACCGACCGAGGAAGAACUCCGCCGCAUUAUGGAGGAAAAAAGCCGUGUGGCGUCACCGGAGUUUUAUGGUCGUUCUGAGUACAUCGAGCAUCAUAGCUCUGCACGAAAUACACCACAACAUAUCUACACCAAUUCCUUUUCAAUCAAACAGGGCAAACACGGAGCCAGCGCCGGGUUCUACGCGCCGAGCGUGAGCAGUUCGUGCAGCAUGCAGAGUUUCUACGAACCCAAAGCUCCGUAUGCGGUAUCCCUGCAGAGUUUCCUAGAGCACUAUCGUCACAGACAGCAGUCCGAUAAUCUAUUUAUGGGAUCUUUCCGGGAGAGCGGUGAUCGGCGCGGGAGUAGUCAAAAUAAUAGCCAGAACGUGGUCUACCCCGCGAUGGAGAGCACCUCCGAUGAGUUCGACGACAGUGGCUCCGACAAGGGGGGUUCCGUACGACGGGAGAUCUGCGCUGUAACCUGCGAGAACGACGCCUCCCUGCAGUGGCAGCGAAUCCGUGGGGAGUUGCAGCCAAACGGAUGCCCCUCUCACCCUUACGGUACCGCCUCGGUGGCGCCGCGGAGCAGUAGCACCUUGUCGUCCAACGCAUUCCAACCGAGCCGUGAGGUGCCGCGGGGGGGGUAA